Messenger RNA from Symbiodinium natans, 597 nucleotides. NCBI's taxonomy places the organism in Eukaryota, Dinophyceae, Suessiales, Symbiodiniaceae. The record is from the annotation of a GenBank genome assembly.
GUGCCGCUUCUCGGCUCCCCUCCGAGCCAACUCGACUUCCAGCGCAUGAGGGGGCCCAACCCUUCCUUGGACCUCGCUGUUUGCAGGAGAUUCUUCCAUGAAGAUGAGAUCGCCUCCGCUUACGAUCUGGCGCAGGACGGCGAAGCCUGGGCCAUUGAUGACCGGGAUGAGGAUCUGGGCUACGCACACGAGGUGUGGCGGAUCGAGGAAGUGCUGCAGCGGCGAGCGCCGGGGCUCUUUGAGAAGCUGAUCCACUCGGCCUGGUCGGUGGAAAAGAGGAUGUGGGGAAACAUCCUCGAUUUCGUCUUCCCUGAAAUCGAGUACAUCGAGUACGACGUGAAGAAUCUGGGGCGGCCUGGGUCCAUCGCACGUCACACGGACAACGAUAGCUUGAUCACCAUGGUGGUGCUUCUAUCCGAGGCUGAUGCCUUCGAGGGCGGAAUCAACUGCUUCCAGGGCGCUGCGGAGGAGCGCCAGGUGCGCCUCCAAAGAGGGGACGCCGUGUUCUUCUUCGGAGAUUGCUGCCAUCACUGGAUCACGCCGGUCACUGCGGGAUGCCGCCGGAUCCUUCAGAUGGAGCUGCGCAAUCGCUAUGAG